AUGGUCAGAUUUCGAGAAGAUAGCCAUCGUCGAGUGAGGCAACGUAAGAAGGAACUUGAGAAAGAAGAUGAAGAACGACGAAAGCAAUCGAUAACUAAAAUUAAACAACAGGCUUUCAAUGCUGCGACAAAUAGAGCACGUAAACGUCGUGAACUAUCUGUCACACCUAUUGCUAAACGUACACGAAACGCUUAUGGCUUAACACCAAUUGCUAAACGAUUUCAUAAUAAAAUAAUGGAGAAUAAAGGAAUAGUACCAGUGAAUACUGCGAAAGAACACCGAGGACGAGUUAAAAUGAUGAAGAAGACUGAACAAAAGGUAACAAUUUUUUUAAGAUUAUUAUUAAAUGACAGCGACAAUAAUAAUUAA
Messenger RNA from Loa loa (African eye worm), 369 nucleotides. RefSeq lists its product as hypothetical. The record is from RefSeq and is a predicted model, not a curated record. The transcript is spliced from 3 exons. Lineage: Eukaryota; Metazoa; Nematoda; Chromadorea; Rhabditida; Onchocercidae. Bases 1 to 369 code for a protein of 122 amino acids.